Molecule: messenger RNA, 699 nt
Organism: Diceros bicornis minor
Lineage: Eukaryota; Metazoa; Chordata; Mammalia; Perissodactyla; Rhinocerotidae
Product: putative olfactory receptor 2B8
Exons: 1
Coding region: 1-699 (232 amino acids)
Biological process (GO): G protein-coupled receptor signaling pathway
Cellular component (GO): membrane
Molecular function (GO): olfactory receptor activity; G protein-coupled receptor activity
Source: RefSeq, a predicted model, not a curated record
AUGCUGUCCAACGUGGUGGGAAAAAAGAAGACCAUCCCAUUUCCCAGCUGUGCUGCUCAGAUGUACUUCUCCCUCUCCUUUGGCAUGAUUGAAUGUGUUCUCCUUGGUGUCAUGGCCUAUGACAGAUAUGUAGCCAUUUGUCAUCCUCUUCAUUAUACUGUCAUUACGAACCAAUGCACCUGUGUCCAACUGGCAGCCAUUUCUUGGUCCAGUAGCUUCCUGAGCUCCUUGAUUAUCAAUGUCCUCACCUUGAGUUUGCCCUGCUGUGGGCCCAAUGUCCUGAGUCACUUUUUUUGUGAGAUGCCUUCCGUCCUGAGGUUGGCUUGCGCUGACACCUCGUUUACCGAGCUGGUUGUUUUUAUCUUCAGUAUUAUCAUUGUCUUCAUUCCUUUUCUCCUCAUUGCUGUUUCCUAUGCCCGGAUCCUUCUAUCAGUUCUCAACAUGCGGGCAGCCCCUGGGAGGCAGAAGGCACUGUCCACUUGUGCCUCUCAUCUGACAGUGGUGACCGUAUUCUACGGAACUGCCAUCUUCAUGUACAUGAGACCCCAGUCAAAGUUCUCCAGCGCUGGGGGCAAGAUCAUUGCGGUGUUCUACACUGUGAUCACACCUAUGCUCAACCCCUUGAUCUAUAGCCUCAGGAACCAAGAUGUGAAAGGAGUUUUAAGGAGAGCUAUUGUAAGAGGACAUGAGAGCUCUUAA